AUGGCGUACAUCCCGAUCGUCGUCGGCACCAACAUCCUCGUCAUCUGGGGCAUCGUGCUCUACCCGGGCUUCCACACCGUCAACAACUACCUCAUCGUGAACCUGUGCGUGUCGGACCUGCUGAUCGGAGGCUUUGCCAUGCCGAUGUUUGUCCUUGCCUACACCCACAGGACCCAGAGGUACAUCUUCGGCAACAGAUUCGCCUGCCUUUUGUGGUUCGCCUCCAUAGAGUUCGCCGGGGGCGGCUCGCUGUGGAGUCUCUUCAGCAUCGCCGUCGACAGGUACCUGGCCGUGAUGAGGCCCCUCAGCUACAACUCAAUAGUUACAACGCAGACGGUGCUGACCUCCAUCUUCAGCAUGUGGGGGAGCAUGGCGCUGUUCUCCCUCCUGCCCAUGAUGGGUUGGAACCAGUACAGCUACAAAGAGGUGGAGCUCGCCCUCCGCUGUAAUUUUUUCAAGACGCUCCCGCCCGCCUACGUCUUUCUGGUGUUGAUGAGCAAGUUGGCCUGCAUCAUUACGUGCGCCGUCAUCUACAGUCAAAUCAUCUGGAUCUCCUACAAGCAGGUGCAGCUCUUCAGGGAGCAGUACGCCUCCAUGUCGACGCCCCAGAUCGCACAGUUUGAGAGCCGGGUGAGCUCCAUCAAGAUCACGUCCUGCCUGAUGUUUCUGUUCAUCCUCCUCUGGUUGCCCAACAUCAUCCUGGCGCCGAUCAAGUACUACGAGAUGUUCAACCAGGAAACCGUGGAGGUGCUCCACGUUGCGUCCCGGGUGCUGCAGUUCGGGAACUCUCUGGUCAACGCCCCCGUCUUCGCCAUCGGUCGUCACGAAUACCGCCAGGUGUACACGCUCAUGCUG
This is a messenger RNA of Lymnaea stagnalis (great pond snail), 855 nucleotides long. The record is from the annotation of a GenBank genome assembly. Lineage: Eukaryota; Metazoa; Mollusca; Gastropoda; Lymnaeidae.